AUGAUGACUGAAGACUCUGUGGAGACCAGUCCUGCUGCUGGUGCUGAUAACACAUCACCCCUCUCAACAGAACCUAAGGAAGAUGAACCAGAGCAAGCAGCUGCCUCCACAAUAGACCUGGUCUCAGUAACAGAGGAAGACCUCCCCACUGUCAAGACCCCCACCAGUCUGAACAUCAGCCCCCUGGACAGCUUUGUUACUGACCCCCAGUCAGAGAACUAUUGCACUAAACCUGCAAAUCCAGCUGCACCCAGCCCAGCCAUGCCCAUUACCAAAGUGCAACCGUUUAUGCAUGAAGAUGGCAUGGACAUGAGCUGGAAGGCCAGAAUCUUGGCACAUCGCUUUGAAGUGCUGGUAUUUGCUGUAUGCUGUAUCCUGGGGGUGGCUCUCCUUCUCAGCAUUGGCCUUGGAGUGGGCCUGAGCUGUUAUGGGAGGUUUCAGUGUGGCUCCUCAUCGCAGUGCAUCAACAAAGUUCACUUGUGUGAUGGGAUACUGCACUGCAACAAUGGGGAAGAUGAACUUGGCUGUGUGCGUCUGAGUGGCAGAAGUUCGGUCCUGCAGGUUCAGACACAGGGAAAAUGGAGGACAGUCUGCUCAGAGGAUUGGAACAACAGGCUGGGCAGAUCUGCCUGCAAGCAGCUUGGAUACUCCAGUUAUGUGGAAUCUUUCUUCAUCUCUCUGACUUUCAUUGAGAAGGACCUUCAAACCGACCUGAUGUCCAUCCACUGGAACAAGUCACAGAUAAUCAAACUUCAGGAUGCUCCAUCUGUCAGUAAGAUGCAGUGCAACUCAGGGCUGGUGACCACCCUCAAAUGUCUGGACUGUGGGUCCAGGCCUCAGUACAGCUCACGUAUUGUUGGAGGUGAAAUUGCCAAACCAGGCCAGUUCCCCUGGCAGGUCAGCCUCCACUUCAGGAAUGAACACCUGUGUGGAGGCUCCAUCAUAUCAUCAUACUGGAUCCUCACUGCAGCGCAUUGUGUGUAUGGGUUUAUAAACUCAUCCAUGUGGACGGUCCACGUGGGGCUGACGGAGCAGCUGCUUCACGGGGCCCAGGCUCUGGCUGUUGAGAGAAUAUUAUACCAUACUCGCUACCGACCCAAAGGACUGGACUACGACAUCGCACUGAUGAAGCUGGCCAAACCACUCCAAGUUAAUGGCUCUGUGCAGCCUAUCUGCCUGCCCAGCCAUGGAGAGGAGUUUAAGGAGGGCACCCUGUGCUGGAUCUCUGGUUGGGGCGCAACAGAGGAAGAUGGAGACACUAGUGUGGUUCUGCGCUCAGCCAAGGUACCACUCAUCUCCAACCAGAACUGCAGCAAACCAGAGGUUUACAAGGGCUUACUCUCCUCCUGGAUGAUCUGUGCAGGAUACCUGGAGGGAGGAACUGACUCCUGUCAGGGGGACAGCGGAGGUCCUCUUGCCUGUGAGGACUUGUCUCUGUGGAAGCUAGUUGGAGUAACCAGUUGGGGGAUUGGCUGCGCUCAAAUAAACAAGCCGGGCGUUUACACCCGCAUCACACACGCUCUCAGCUGGAUCCACAAACAGAUGGAGAAAGAAGAGGCUCUGAGAACAGACAACUGAACCCUGUCACCUCCAGUCACCACGCUGGACGUUUCCACAUC
Archocentrus centrarchus (flier cichlid) is the source of this 1619-nucleotide messenger RNA. It is a transcript of the gene tmprss3a, whose product is annotated as transmembrane serine protease 3a. The transcript has 14 exons. Gene Ontology annotation, cellular component: membrane. Gene Ontology annotation, molecular function: serine-type endopeptidase activity; protein binding. Lineage: Eukaryota; Metazoa; Chordata; Actinopteri; Cichliformes; Cichlidae. The coding region runs from base 1 to 1578 and encodes 525 amino acids. The record is from RefSeq and is a predicted model, not a curated record. Gene Ontology annotation, biological process: proteolysis.